Molecule: messenger RNA, 2994 nt
Organism: Cyclopterus lumpus (lumpfish)
Lineage: Eukaryota; Metazoa; Chordata; Actinopteri; Perciformes; Cyclopteridae
Gene: fsbp
Exons: 4
Coding region: 83-874 (263 amino acids)
Source: RefSeq, a predicted model, not a curated record
GAGUAGCCCUUGAACGCACCAGGAGACAGUGGGAAGAGGCUCCUCCUGCCCCUAAGGUAGCAGCUCACUUUCAGCGCUAACCAUGCCUGGAAAAUGUAAAUUCCAAGACUCCUGGCUCUCCAAGGUGAUUUACAAGGACUGGUUGGUGAAGGAAUUCCAGGACAUUCACUGCGCCCGAUGCAGGGCCUGUUGUAAAUCCAUCAAACUUCAGACCAUGGGCGAGGCUGCUCUCACCAGCCACGCAGGGGGAGCUGGCCACAAAGAGGCGGUCCGCAAGCUGAGGGAAGCAGACCAUGUGAUGCUGAUAAAUGCCGCUGGGCAGACGAACGGCAGCGUGAAGCUGACUGAGGACAGCAAGGAGCAAGUGGCCCUCUGCCUCCAGCGGGAGACCUUGGACAGAAUAACGGGCAGCGACUGGUCCAUUCUGAACCACAGACCCACGACAAACUCCGCCUCCCACAAUGCUGCAGAGGAUGUGACAUUUCCCACCGCCUACUUGACAGUCCCAGGCACCUCCCAGGUCAUCAGCCAGCGCCUGCACCCGACGGCGUGCGGCGGGACGGAGGGAGCGACCCGCCGCUCGUCUCAGCACGACCCCGCAGACCAGAGACAGGAGCACCAGCAGAGAGCGGACGCUCUGGAGCAGCAGCAGCAGCAGAUGAAGAUCCUGGAGUGGGAGAACCGGAUGAAGGUGCUGGCGUGGGAGCAGGAGCUGGUGAGGGAGAAGAGGCGAGCGGCGCGGCAGAAGGAGAAGGCCUUCCGGAUGAAGAAGACCUACUACAGAGCCAAGCUAAAGAGGAUGGGCGAGGACGUGCCGCCAUCUUCCUCCAGCAGCAGCGACGAAGAGGCGAAGACAUAUGGACCGUCGGGAUGAACUGCUCCAACUGUCGCACUUUUUGUUACUUCUUGGACCUUCCCGUCCGUGUGCCAUGCUAUUUUUACACAUCGUCUGGUAUUUGAAUUCAAAAGGAGGAUUCUCCGUAGCUUUAAAUGGUCUGUUCUUACGCAAAGAGGGACAUUUACUUUCCCUGCGUAAGACUUCUCCGGUUUGGUUGUGGUUGAAAGCACAAGUGACAUUACUUGACGACUCAAAAGUACAAAUGUAGCUCUUUGAAGAACAUUACAUUAUUCCAAAUGAUCUAACUACCAAACCCUCUGCAACGCAAAACACCAGUUUCUGUUUAAGUAAGCUUCUUUUAUUUUAAAAAGAUAUUCAACGUUAACCAAACGAGUUCAGGACAACACUUCCUUCAAGAUGUGGUACUAACAGACUUAUAGAAGUACACGGAAAUGCUAUGAAAUGCUGAAGACUUUGCACAUGACAUAGAAAAAAGGGUUGAGAUCCAAGUCACAGUGUACCCGUUUAGUUUUAUCCGUCAUUUCGUCAGCGGAUUCUUCAAUAUUCAAAACGAGAUCGUCAUUGUUUUUUAAGCUUGAUGGUCUUUUCUGAGGAGAACGUACGUCAUUUUAAAGAAUGUAUUGAGAUUACAUCCAAUCACUGCAGGUGUAGAUUUUGACCUGCAUAGCUUCUUUCGCAUGCUAACACGAGUAUGUAAGCUUCAAUUAUCAGUCUGCUUUAUAAAUAAAUUUGUAUUUGACUCAAAGUUGGAGUUGACUACAGACAAGUGACGAGGAAAAAAGAAUAAAUGAGUAGAGAAACAUACUCGACAUGGCCAAAAGUACAGUUUGUGGCCCACACGCCAUUAUUACGCUGCUAUUACAGCCUCUGAUAACUUUGGGACUUGGCAGCAGAUCCUUCAGCCAACGAGCAUUCACUGCUGCGGCCGGUAAAGGUGCUCGAAGGCUUUUCUUGGUAGCUUUGGGCUGCUUCCCUCGGCCUCCAGUCGUUAUGCUAAGCUAAGCUAAUGGCCUCCUGGCUUCAAGUGGUAUUGAGCUCACCAUCUAACUCGGCAUGAAAGUGAAUAAACAAAACGUCCACUUGUCUCCCAUCUGUACGUGUUAAAGCGAGCCUUUAGUUUGUAUUUGUACAAAUAUAAACAUGUCUCAUGGACCUCAGUUCUACUAAUCUUAACAGCACAGCAGGUGCUUCUGUUUUUGCUGGGAAUCGAGGUGGCAGCUGAACGUCUCUGACACCUCUCAAUGUGACGGGACCCUUUGAGCCUUCCAGGAAAGAGUGUCCCUGUCAGCAUGUUCCCCCUCAUGAAGACGACCCCCACACACACACAAUAAAUAUAGACACAGCCGAGUAGGAAUACGGUUGUUUUUUUUAUUGUCCCAACAUCUCUCUUGUUUCCGCGGUAACGGGAGAACCGCAGUUUCCAUGCCGCCUUCCCCUUGCCGACGGCAGGAUAGAAGGCAUCCCAUAAUGAACACACAAGCUAACAAAGACAAUCUCCCAUCCCGACGAUAUCUCACUACUUUUAUUUCCUUCUGACGCUUCCCCACUUUUUUUUCUUCUUUUUUCUUUAGAGCACACCACAAUUUAGACUCCGCUUUGUCCCUUUUGUCUCCCCUCGUGUUGGUCCGGACCAGAUUGACCUGAAGAUGAAGGUUUCUGUCGCUGUCUAAACGUUACCAGUGAAUGAUCUGAUGUUGUGCAUGUGAAGCUUCAGCCUUGGAUCUAUAACCACGAGCAGGGAAGAAGAAAAGGUUUCAUUUUGGGACAUAUCUGCUCUAUUUACACCCAGUAUUAAACUAGUUCAGAUAUGAGGGCUUUCUGUCUGGGGAGGAUAAAUGCACCGAAAUAGGAUUGAAAUUUGUUUUCCAGAUCUUACCCCCACGAUUCGAUUAAAGAAACCAAAUGAAAUGCUGACGAGCAAAAGCCCCCCCGCAUCACAUUUACAUCAUCACAUUCUCGUCUCUUCUUGUCCUUCAUUGCAGUGAGAGACUCGGAUCAUAAGAAACAGACCAAAGGGGAACAUUUGGACCCAACCAAAGAAAAUAAAAAAACCAACCUCAUACAAAAUGGCAAUAUAAAUAAUCAAUACAAUGUCAAUAAAUUAUCGAUAAAUAAAAUAAAUCUCAUGUCUGUAC